Messenger RNA from Plodia interpunctella (Indianmeal moth), 567 nucleotides. RefSeq names its product fatty acid-binding protein 1-like. Gene Ontology annotation, biological process: fatty acid transport. Gene Ontology annotation, molecular function: fatty acid binding. The record is from RefSeq and is a predicted model, not a curated record. The transcript is spliced from 4 exons. Gene Ontology annotation, cellular component: cytosol; nucleus. The coding region runs from base 90 to 488 and encodes 132 amino acids. NCBI's taxonomy places the organism in Eukaryota, Metazoa, Arthropoda, Insecta, Lepidoptera, Pyralidae.
AUACGAAGGUAAAUAAAAAGGCAGAUAUUGCUAUCGCAACGUUACUAUCGCACACUGGUCGGCGGAGAUCAUACACAAUAAACAGCGAAAUGGCGUUCUUGGGCAAGGAAUUCAAAUUCGUGAAGGAUGAGAAUUUUGAUGGCUUCCUCAAAUCAGUUGGUCUUGGCGCCGAAGAGGUCGCAAAGCUGUCUCAAUACAGGCCAUCCACUAAACUGGAGAAGGAUGGAGACUCGUACACCUUUACUAGCACCUCUCCAGCAAGGACUAAAGUAGUGAAGUUCAAGCCUGGAGUCGAACAGGACGAUGAAAUCAAAGAGGGACUGGUUGUUAAGUCUACAUACACAGUGGACGGUAACGUGGUGACACAGGUCAUCAAGCAUGAAGACAAAGUAACCACUUUCAAGCGAGAAUACAACGGUGACUCACUUAAAGUUACUAUCACGAGCAACUUCUGGGACGGCGUGUGCAACAGAUACUACUCAGCCUAGUUUUAAUUACUCUAGUCAUAAAAUCUAAUUUGUAAACGAAAUAUUCUAAAUAUAUUUUUAUAAGUAAGAUUUUUAAAAA